Messenger RNA from Aspergillus melleus, 2347 nucleotides. Its product is annotated as Zn(II)2Cys6 transcription factor. Bases 50 to 2347 code for a protein of 765 amino acids. Gene Ontology annotation, biological process: positive regulation of transcription by RNA polymerase II. Gene Ontology annotation, cellular component: nucleus. NCBI's taxonomy places the organism in Eukaryota, Fungi, Ascomycota, Eurotiomycetes, Eurotiales, Aspergillaceae. Gene Ontology annotation, molecular function: transcription cis-regulatory region binding; DNA-binding transcription factor activity, RNA polymerase II-specific; zinc ion binding. The record is from RefSeq and is a predicted model, not a curated record. The transcript is spliced from 3 exons.
CUCUAUCUAUACUAUAUCGUCGAUAUACGAAACUAUCGACUGUUCUUUGAUGGAUGCGGUGUCGAACAUGACAGGAACCCGCCAAUCCGCUCCCAGAACGCGUCGCUCCCAUACGCUGGGUGGCUGCAACACCUGCCGACGACGCCAUGUCAAGUGUGACCAGAAACGGCCUUCUUGUCAGAUGUGUAAGGUCAUGGGCAUGGUAUGCGAGGGGUUCUCUGAUGAAAUCCGAUGGAUGCCCAGCAGGAAGCAUCAGCAGCCCCAUCGAGGUCUUAAAUCCCGCGGCGUGAAUAAGCACGGGGCACGACGCCACCUUUACACUGAGCAGUCUAGGCUAUCCAUGAGCGAUGCCUUAGGUGCCGACCUCGUUUCAGGAUCCAUUGACGCCUCCCUGGCGGAGAUCGAUACCAAGUCGCGGGACCCUGAAAGACCAGUAAGAGAAGAUAUUGUUGUUGGUCCUUUCUCAGUUCUCGAUCUUGGUCCUGCUCCGGGGGUAACUGCGCAGCCCCCGCAAAACUUUGUCGUUGAAAUGGUUGAUGAACUUUCGACCGAAGUUCUUCCACCCGAGGAUCUAGGCACCGCGCCUUUCACCCGGAUGGAUGCCCUACCUGAUCUCAAUGACUUUUUGCAGUGGUCUGACAUUUUCAUGCUGGGCUCAGAGCUUCCAGGGUCCUUCUUUCAGGACCAUUUCAGCGCAACUGAAGGGCCUUCGAUUCUCUGGGAUACUGGAGCUAUUGGCACAGAACCUGAGAGCCUGACAUAUCACACACCUCCCUACUCGGGUGAUGACUUGGUACCAGCGACUCAAGAGGUCCCGACUGAACCAAGAAGUGAAAUGUGGUCCAUGUUACCUUCUCAGGCGCCGCCCGUAGACCUCAAUGGCCUGUCAGUUGGGGUGCCAUCGGACACACCUUUCUUGUUGCGACACUUUCAGGACCAGGUGAUACCCAGGAUCAUGGCCUUCCCGUUGAUCGAGAAGCCGCCCUGGAAGCUGUUGAAUGUCCCGUCUGCCCUGGUGACGUAUACCGACCUGACCUUCAUGGGAUCUCAGAGCAUCAGUCAUGCGCGACAGGCAAACCUAUAUUGUCUCCUUGCCUGCUCUGCCAUGCACCUCUCAUUGAACCCAUCCUUUGGCAUUGUUAGCACUGCCGAACAUUGGAAACAACUAACAGAUCGCACUUAUCACAUAGCCAAAGACCACAUGCAACGCUCGUUAAAGGAGGAAGCAUGUGAGCCGAAAAAGGCAAAAUACAAGGAUCAGUUAAUGGCCAUCUGUGCCUUGACAGAAUUUGCAGUUCUUUCCGGUCAGCAACAGGAUGCUCGGUGUUAUAUGGUCGACGCGGAACGCUUAUUACGCCUUCGCGGGCUGCCCAAGCGCAAAAUCUCUCAAAAGGCUCGGUUACUGCAUCAUGUAUAUACCUGGCUCAGGAUAGUAGGUGAGAGCACUUACGCCCUUCACGACUAUACUCCACACGAAACUUUCGUCCAGAAUAUCAAUCGACAUUCCCGUUCUGAGAGACUCGCUUCAAAUAGCCAACCAGACUCGGGAGGGGAGAGUGAUCUGCGUCUUGAUGAUUUUCUUCGCAUACACCCGAAGCCAUCAGACAGUGAUCUGAACAUCGACGAGCCAAAAGAUGACGAGAUUGGUCUUCACGAUAUUCAUCUGUUAGACUCUCGGGAAUUUUCCGGUACUCUCUACCGACAGGUCUACGGCAUCCCAGAAACUUGGUUGAGUCUAGUCUCACAGACGACUCGGCUUGCCAACGUCAUGAAAACACUUGAAGUUUUCCGUAGCACGUCGAAAGAUAAAGAGGGUACCCUGGAGGCACUGGAAGUACUCCAGCGACGCAGCUCCCGUCUCGAGAAUAUGAUAUGCUCCUUCAAGCAUAGCAGAACAAGCAAGACUGCCUCGGAUCAGCACGAUAUCUCCGUCGCACCACACAACCAUUUCAUCCGGGCCUUAAACUCGGCCUUGGUCAUAUUCUUUUAUCGGCGCGUGCGUCAGGUACACCCAUCCAUUCUAGAAGGCCACAUAGACGAUGUAAUUACUGCCCUACAGGAGUUCAACGCCUCUUUAUCCGAAGGCAGUCAGACGGGUCCUGGUACCGUGUGGCCUUUGUUCAUUGCGGGAUGCGAAGCCAUGACGUCUACCCGGCGAGAGUCUAUAUUGAGCCUUCUUGAGGCUGGAGAAGCCAAGUGUCAGUUCGCGCCCUUCAGGACUGCCAGGAAAGUGAUGGUGGAAGUAUGGAAUUGCCAAGACGAUGGUUCGUCUUGGUCUCAGCGUGAUUCUAUACCUACAUGGCUCGACGUGGUUAAGCGCCGACGGAUAUGGCCCAUGCUCUGCUAG